UUUAAGAUGGCUGCCUCCAUGGAGCAAGACUGGGAUGAAAUACGCGUGCCGGAUAACAUGGAUAACGAAACGCAAAGCUGUUAUUUGGACCUCAUUCCAAAUGAAAUAUUACUGAAAGUGUUGGAGUUCCUUCCAACGAUUGAUUUAAUUUCAAUGUGUGAGGUGAAUCACAGACUAAAAGAGAUUUGUGUGGAAUCAUCACUUCUGAGACACGUUGACCUGCAUAAAUGCUAUGCUGUUACCCCUCACAUACUUUCUGUACUGCGACGUAACAUCAAAGGAACUCAAAUACAAACUUUGAACAUCUCGCAUUGCUACUGGUUGACGUGUACUCAGUUCGGAAGACUCAAUCUGGACAUGCCAAAUUUAGAUCGUCUGGAUAUACAAGGGACAGCCAUCUCCUUGAAGAUGCUGAUGAAGAUAUUAUCCAGCGCCAAGACUCUCUCCAGUCUGUCCUUUGAGCAUCGCUGGACGAUGCAUUUCUCCGAUUUCAGCAAGAAGGCCUUGGCAACCUGGUCCCAACUCAGUGAGAUAAACGUCCUCGUCAAGACUUGCAUUGAGUGUUCCAUUUUCGAGUCAUGUGAGGGCUUGAAGGCUUUCAGUGUUAGCGCGAUUCAUUUAGCAUCAGAGUCCCGUGGCCACCUCUUCUGUAGGUGUGACAGUGACCUGCUCUGUGAACUCAGAUUCGGACGCCAGCUGGCCUACUUGUAUGUUGGCCAAGAGAUUCAAACUCUCCGCCCAAAGAUGUAUACGCACCGCGGUUUUGACCCAAUGGAAUGCAUGUGUCCACUGUGUUGUGAUUCCUGGAACUGGAGCUUUUGUUUUUUCAAUUCCUACGCAGAAUGUGCACAGGUUCUGGCUAUGAAUGCUAUGAAGACAUGUGGCGAAUAUACCCUCAGUUAUUUCAAAUCAGCCGUACCCACACAGACUGUUCGUCACUUGUAUCUUCGCACUCGUUGCAGUGAUCAAACAAAAGAACAUCUCGCCCUUAUGACCAAGCUCUCCCAUUUGAAGACUUUAAAUAUCAGCGCCUGUUUAUUCAACCAUAGCGAUCGGUAUCUCUCAGAUGUGGAUUCAUUCAUUCAACAGAUGUAUUUGCAGUUCUUUGACGCCCUCGUGGAGAAACAGAUUCCACUGCAACAUUUCAAUUUGAACUUUCAUGACCCCAUGCACUUUCAUGAAGCAGGCUCCACCAAUCAGCUUGCGCCUGUCCUGGGCAAGCUGACAGGUCUGAAGUCAUUGUCGUUGCCAAUCUGUAGCCUGUCAGAUAGCAGCCAAUCACAGCCAGCGUGGAUGACAUCAUCACAACUUCCCACCAAUCCUGAGGCAGGGUUGAGUUAUUGUUCCCCCAGUUCCAGCAAACGACAACGAGUUGGUUCCAAGACCAAUAAUUACAUCAGGUGUGAUAGCUGUCUGGCGGAGGUUAAUUGUGCUUAUGAAAGAAGAAAACCAAGAAAGGAUCAAAUUGGUGGUAAUUGCAUCUACUGCGGCAGUAACUUGGCUCAGAUUGUCAACGGUACGCCGGGGUUAGAAUCCUUGGAGCUCAUCGGCCAGGGAUGUCGGUCUCUCUUGAUGCCUGACCUCCAACUUGACAUGAAGGAUAGGAACCUGUACACACCAUGUCCUCCCUCGACUGUCUCAGCAGUGUCUGAAGACACACUCCUGUGUAUCUCCCGCUGGACCAACCUCCAUUCUUUGGUACUGGUUGGCUUGCCAACGGUUCUUCGUGGCCAUUGCCUGGUACCCAUCACCCAGAACUGCAAGCAGCUCAGAUACCUAUCCAUAGCCCAUCUAGGACGAAGGGGACAGUGUCAGUUCCUUGGCAACCUGUGUGAAGCAUUGCAACACGCUCAUCAUUUAGAGGACAUGAGGUUGGAGCAUGACAACAUUGAUAGCAUGUCCUCGCUGUUCAGGGCCAUACAAUGCUGCCAGUCCAUCAAGAGGCUCUGCCUCAUCUCCAAACAUGGAAGCGUGAACAUAGUUGACGUGGUGAGGAUGAUCAGUAAGUGUCCUGAGUUGAUGGUAGUGUGCCUCAUCUGCUCAAUGACAGCCACAGACUGCAAGCAUCUGAAACAGGAUAUCACAAGAAGGUUUGGGAACAGUCGGCCAGCAUUGCGACUUGCCAUCGGCAAAUAUCCUGAAUAUGUAACCUCAGGCUCGCAUAAGGAAUGCCUGAGAAGCAUGCCGGACAUCCACAUCAGGGAACUCAUCAUGCUCAGUAGCAAGGUGGCUGUUACACCGCCCUCGUGGGGUGAAUGGAAAGCCAGUCUCACUGAGAAGGACAAUGAGUAGACUGGAGACGUUUUGUUAUCACAUGCAGUCAUGUGGGCCAAGUUAAAAACGUUCCUCACAGUAGCCUGAUCACACGCUCCAAAUCUUUAGACACAGAUCCGGACAUCAGCCCCUUGUUUGCCGAUUGACCUAACAUGUAGGUGUCGACUUCAUGUUAAUCUCUAUGCUAUGUUUGUAUCUUGCAUCAAAAAUAAUUCUUAGUCAUUGACUAAAUUCUGGCUCUAAUUCUGGCUCUGGCUGUAUGAAUAAGGAGAUAUGUUUGUCUUGCAUCUUAGGUGUGUCUGAU
Molecule: messenger RNA, 2578 nt
Organism: Patiria miniata (bat star)
Lineage: Eukaryota; Metazoa; Echinodermata; Asteroidea; Valvatida; Asterinidae
Product: F-box/LRR-repeat protein 18-like
Exons: 10
Coding region: 7-2292 (761 amino acids)
Biological process (GO): SCF-dependent proteasomal ubiquitin-dependent protein catabolic process
Molecular function (GO): protein binding
Source: RefSeq, a predicted model, not a curated record